Symbiodinium pilosum is the source of this 837-nucleotide messenger RNA. NCBI's taxonomy places the organism in Eukaryota, Dinophyceae, Suessiales, Symbiodiniaceae. The record is from the annotation of a GenBank genome assembly.
GCGCUUUCUGCCACCCCGCCUGGCUGCCCUUACAGCUUCGCGAAGCCGGCUUGCAGCAAAGCGGAGCCUCAGACGCCUCGUGACCUGACUCCGGGCGCGACCGGCAUGAUGACCCCCAAGGCAGCGACCCUCAACGACGCCCAGGCCAACUUCCUCCCGCUGGUGAACGUGCACUUUCACCUGGGAGCUGAGCACAAGUCAGAGUCCUACAUGAACUCCAGCGAUGCCGACGCCUAUGAUGCCGCAUCCUCCGGGCGCCGCCUUGCCGAAAACCCUCGUCCUGGCUUCAUGUGCGCCACCGAGAACCUGACUGACGCUCAGAUGGCGCCGUACACCUUUCAGUACUGCAAGGGAGAUGUGCAGGUGGGUAAAUCCUACGAAAUCCACUAUGUGCAUUCCUCCGCGGGAACGGACGUUGAUCCCACGGAUGCCAUCAACGCGGACCUGCUGGCGGACGGCCUGGGAGGCGCGGCAAACGGACGCGGCCUUUUGAACCCCAUGGUUGUGGUUCAGGGCCAAAUCUUCCAGAUCGUGCAGGGAGGCCCCACGGUGAACGACAUGCUGCACGGAUGGACCGUGGUCGGACAUGAGAACUCAGUGAUGUACCCUGGGUCUACCACCGGGCAGUCGCACGACAACAGCGUUUGCUCGCCAUACUCGAUCUCUUGGCACGUGGACAAGGAUUGCCACCAGGUCUCCCCCGAGUCAUUUGACAACUUGUGCAAGCAGAUGAAGGAGACGUACAACAUGGAGGCUGACCUGUAUCCCCAUGGGUCGCGCAAGCUGGUGUCCUCUGACUACGUUGUGAAGUCCGAGUAUGUGGUGAAACUUGCUUAG